CUAUACAGUUAUUGAUAUUAGCCGUGAACGCCAUCUUGGAUCUAGAAGGUUUCUAAACGGGGAAAACAGGAAAAUAGAUACUUUCGUUCUUAUUUUGUCAUUUCCCCCACUGGCUGAUGAUGAAGAAACACGAGUCAUGACGUCGCCUCUUUAUUUACUGAUAUAGUUAAAAUCCGUAAAUCUGAGAGGAUUGUGGACUGAGGAAAUUUCCGCAGUUUACUAUAAUUUGAGUUUGUUUAUGUUAUUCAACCCGGACAUGGACUCUUCUAACCCAGACAUACCAGAUGACUCCGGUGAGGCCCAGGCAAGCAGCAGUGCUGUUGUGCCAAAAGGGUCCAAUAAGAGACGAGCUGCGCCAGACUUCGAUGAUGAUGAUGAUGAUGAUGAUGGAAGCAAGCUCUUCAGGUGUGAUGACGAUGGAGGAGGAGGAGACAAAGAGCGAUUUGCCAGGGAGAACCACAGUGAGAUUGAGCGGCGGCGGAGGAACAAGAUGACUGCUUACAUCACAGAGCUGUCGGACAUGGUUCCCACCUGCAGCGCGUUGGCACGGAAACCAGAUAAGCUGACCAUCCUGCGCAUGGCCGUGUCCCACAUGAAGUCUCUGAGAGGGAGCGGCAACACUGCAGCAGACGGGACAUACAAACCAUCCUUCCUCACCGACCAGGAGCUGAAGCACCUGAUCCUGGAAGCUGCUGAUGGCUUCCUGUUUGUGGUGUCGUGUGAGAGUGGGCGGGUCGUCUACGUGUCAGACUCCCUGACCCCUGUUCUUAACCAAUCACAGUCUGACUGGCUAGGCUCCUCACUCUACGACCAGCUCCACCCGGACGACGGAGACAAACUACGAGAGCAGCUCUCUACUGCAGAGAGUAACAAUACAGGGAGGAUGUUAGACCUGAAGACAGGAACAGUUAAGAAGGAGGGACAGCAGUCCUCCGUCAGGAUGUGUAUGGGAGCCAGACGAUCCUUCAUAUGUAGGAUGAGAUGUGGUUCGUGUCCAGUGGAGCCCAUGUCUAUGAACAGAUUGAAUUUCCUACGGAGCAGGAACAGGAAUGGUCUGGGCCCACCCAAGGAUGGAGAGCCUCAGUAUGUGGUGGUCCACUGCACUGGAUACAUCAAGUCCUGGCCCCCCACAGGGGUGAAUCUAACAGAUGAGGAAGCAGACAAUAUUCAGGGGAGUCGCUACUGUCUAGUCGCCAUCGGUAGACUUCAGGUGACCUCUUGCCCGAGCGACACAGACAUAAACAGCAUCAGCGUUCCGGUGGAGUUCAUCUCUCGUCACAACUGCCAGGGCCUCUUUACCUUCGUAGACCACCGCUGCAUGGCCACAGUGGGCUACCAGCCUCAGGAACUGCUGGGUAAGAACAUCUUGGAGCUGGCCCACCCUGAGGACCAGGGUCUGCUGAGAGACAGCUUCCAGCAGGUGGUCAAGCUGAAGGGUCAGGUGCUGUCCGUCAUGUUCCGCUUCCUGUCCAAGACCAGAGACUGGCUCUGGAUCAGGACCAGCUCCUUCACCUUCCAGAACCCCUUCUCUGAGGAGAUAGAGUACAUCAUCUGUACCAACGCCAACGUCAAUAGAACCUCGACUCAGGACACCCUCACCCCCCUCUCGUCCUCAGGGGUGUCUUUGCCCCCCUCGCUGGGGGAGAGCAGUCCUAACUUCCCCCCUGUGUCCCACAGCCCAGGGCAGGUGGCUGCCAGACAGUUGCAGCAGCAGCAAGCAGAGUUGGGGGGAGGAGGGAGAGAUGGUCUGUACGAGGCAGGACAGGUUACACUUCCACAGAUGCCUGUCCAGGCCGUGACCGCAGCUGGAACUGACCACAGUAAGACCAGGGACAAGGCAGAGAUGCACCCCUCCAUGUACCCCAACCCAGACCUGGCCAAGUUCCUGCCCUCCACCUCUGCCCCCGGAGCACCCACCUACCCUCAGGACAACAACUACACCACUGCCAACUGCUCCAACAACACAUACAGCAGGUCAGUAGGGAUGGCUCAGAUGGUGCAGCCAUCCCACUCCGCAGGCCAGGUGCUGGCUCAGAUGGUGCAGCCAUCCCACUCCGCAGGCCAGGUGCUGGCUCAGAUGUCCCGUCAGAACGGGGCACCCCCAUCCAACAGCAGCCCCCUACAGGGAGGGGCAGCGGUGAGCUGGCCGGGGCCAGCAGCAGGGGCUAGACCCCCCUUCAACAACCAGCAGGUGGUGCCCCAGGCAGGGAAGGCCCUGUCUCCCCAGUUUGCCAUGGGGAGUUUUGUUGGGGGCUCUUCCUCCUCAUUUGGGGCGAUGCCCACCACUGCCGCUCCGACCCCCACCAUGGGGGCUAACUACCCAAAUAUCAACCCCCGCGCCAGCCUCAAUACCAACGGAUAUGAUGGCUUGGGGUCGGGGCAGCAGUUCCCCUCCAGGGCAGCGGAGGCAGUGUGGCCCCAGUGGCAGGGCCAGCAGCAAGCUCAGAACAGGGCAGAGCAGCACCCCCACACACAGAACAACCAGCCUGACAUCUUCCCUGAUGUUCUCGCCAUGCUGGACCAGCCGGCCAACUUCAACAACGAUGACUUUGGGAUUCCCAUCUACCCCUCUUUCAACGAGUGACCCCACAUACACUCUUCUACUUACCACCUCUGUCUCUCAAAUGUCUCUUUCUCUCUCAUUUGGUGCACUUUUGCUCUCUUUCUUCGCCUUUCGUGAUCCAAAGAGAGCAUGUCUAAUUAUCGCUCAGAUGAUUGCACUGCCAGGGUGGAGAAAGCGAGUUAAUCAGGGAAAAGAGAGAGUGAAAUCAAGUAUAGGUAUGCAAAUGCAGGUUCAAUAAACAUGUGAAAGGGGGAGAGAGAGAAAAGAGAUUCAGGGUUCAAAGAUAGUUGGGCAAAUGUAAAAUGACAUCUGUAGCUAGCACUGCCCAAGCUCCACAGCCAGUGGAUUUGUUGUAGAGAUGUAACACACAAUCCCACCUGAGCAUGCACAAGGCCCUGAGGCAGGCACUGCUUCACCAGUAACACACAAACAUGGCCUUUCACUAACCGAGUCAGCUGUGUGUUUAGAUCUAUGCUGCUCCACUGGUCUGUACAUCAUAUGGAUAGAUCAGUCCAAUCAUUCACUUGAAGUCUCAGGCAAUCCAGGUGAUCUACAGCUUUGGGGGAAUAUGUGGGAAUAUAUAUAUAUGGGAAUAUUCUGAUCUGAAGCCUGUGAAUAUCCUCUAUCUGCUCCCCUCGCUGUUUUAACUUAGCGGCCCGUAGCAUGUUCAAAAGGACACUGUCCUCACGCAGGCAGAUUUAUACGAACACUGUACAAACACUUUUAUAUUUGUACAUUGACGAUGUCACCUAUCAAUGUGGUUAUGGUGGUUUCAGGUGGAAAAGACGGAGAGAUGUCUAUGACUAGUGAGGGGGAGAGAUGUCUGACUAGUAAAGGGAAGAGGUUGAGAGAGAUGUCUAUGACUAGUAAAGGGAAGAGGUUGAGAGAUAUGUCUAUGACUAGUAAAGGGAAGAGGUUGAGAGAGAUGUCUAUGACUAGUGAAGGGAAGAGGUUGAGAGAGAUGUCUAUGACUAGUGAAGGAAGAGGUUGAGAGAUAUGUCUAUGACUAGUGAGGGGGAGAGGUUGAGAGAUAUGUCUAUGACUAGUGAAGGAAGAGGUUGAGAGAGAUGUCUAUGACUAGUGAGGGGGAGAGGUUGAGAGAUAUGUCUAUGACUAGUGAAGGAAGAGGUUGAGAGAGAUGUCUAUGACUAGUGAAGGGAAGAGGUUGAGAGAGAUGUCUAUGACUAGUGAGGGAGAGAGGUUGAGAGAGAUGUCUAUGACUAGUAAAGGGAAGAGGUUGAGAGAGAUGUCUAUGACUAGUAAAGGGAAGAGGUUGAGAGAGAUGUCUAUGACUAGUGAGGGGGAGAGAUGUCUAUGACUAGUAAAGGGAAGAGGUUGAGAGAGAUGUCUAUGACUAGUGAGGGGGAGAGGUUGAGAGAGAUGUCUAUGACUAGUGAAGGGAAGAGGUUGAGAGAGAUGUCUAUGACUAGUGAAGGGAAGAGGUUGAGAGAGAUGUCUAUGACUAGUAAAGGGAAGAGGUUGAGAGAGAUGUCUAUGACUAGUGAGGGGAAGAGGUUGAGAGAGAUGUCUAUGACUAGUAAAGGGAAGAGGUUGAGAGAGAUGUCUAUGACUAGUGAGGGGGAGAGAUGUCUAUGACUAGUAAAGGGAAGAGGUUGAGAGAGAUGUCUAUGACUAGUGAAGGGAAGAGGUUGAGAGAGAUGUCUAUGACUAGUAAAGGGAAGAGGUUGAGAGAGAUGUCUAUGACUAGUAAAGGGAAGAGGUUGAGAGAGAUGUCUAUGACUAGUAAAGGGAAGAGGUUGAGAGAGAUGUCUAUGACUAGUGAGGGGGAGAGGGGGAUAUGAAACUACAACCUGAUGUAUUCCUACAUAUACCCAGUAUAUAAGUCAAGUGUUUAUAUACGGUUAUAUGUCUACUGGAGGUGUUUGUAUAACUUUAUUGAUCUCAACCUGAAUGCACAGCAAUCCCAGGGUCCCUUUCUCACUCGUUUGUAUUCCUUCCUCUGUUGCCCAGGGUUACCCAGCACACUCUUCCUCCUCUCACGCUCUUCCUCAAUCAAGGACAUUGGAAAGCAAUAAUUUACAAGCAGGAAUUAUGUUAUUUUUUAAAGCCAUUCUUUAUUGUUGUCCUACAUGUUUUUAUCUUGAUUAUUGUUCUUGAAUAUGGAAAUACACAGGAAAUAGUAAUGAUUUGAUUGACUGAUGUUUUUAUUUUCUGGCCUUUUGAUUGGCUCUUCCUGUUUUGUAGCCAUCUCCAUUGCUACUUCGUGAUAGGUUGUUUUUGAUGUAUAUUGAUCAGGGCAUCUUGUUCAGGACAGAAAGGUCUUGUUUAGAACUGACAAGAUUCCUCAUUCAACAUGACACAGAAUCAUGCCAUGAUGUUUGGCCUGAAAUUCAAGUCAUCCUAAUCAUAUUCCAAACACAUGACCCAAUAAUCAAUGAAGCAGUAGAUGUUGAUUGUGAGUUUGGCAAUUAAUGUGGUUUUUCUUUUUUUGCAGUAGAUUCAAUCAAAGUUCAUCCUUAUCGAGAUAGUUUGACAUUCAUAAAUAUGAUCUGAAUCAAACAUUUGUUUUCUGAAAUCGAUUGUGAUGUUUAGUAAGUCACUUUAACACUCUUAUACAGGGAAUUAAGAAUUCUGAUUGGGCAACAGAGGGCUGUGAAUUUUAAGGUUCUGAAAUAAAAAAAAAAUUAAUUGUGUAGGUCUUUCAUUUGAAGUCUGAUAAUGUAUACAUGUCUGUGAGCGUAAUUCACAGACUUGCCAAAACAUGUGAAUUGUAUGUAAACUCAUCAGUUUGAUGACUGUGUUGUCUUAUUGUUACCACUUUGGUUGUUCCCUGUCCAGGUUUUUACAAUGAUGUGAGCUGCAGUUUAUAUAGCGCACACAGAUACACAAAUAUAGGAAUGUACAUGAAAUGUUCAACAAGAGAAAGUGAAAUGUUUGGUUUUUCUAUUAAAUUGUUAUAUUGUCAAGA
Oncorhynchus nerka (sockeye salmon) is the source of this 5492-nucleotide messenger RNA. It is a transcript of the gene arnt, whose product is annotated as aryl hydrocarbon receptor nuclear translocator. Gene Ontology annotation, biological process: regulation of transcription by RNA polymerase II. The record is from RefSeq and is a predicted model, not a curated record. Gene Ontology annotation, molecular function: DNA-binding transcription factor activity, RNA polymerase II-specific; RNA polymerase II cis-regulatory region sequence-specific DNA binding; protein dimerization activity. The coding region runs from base 239 to 2584 and encodes 781 amino acids. The transcript is spliced from 19 exons. Lineage: Eukaryota; Metazoa; Chordata; Actinopteri; Salmoniformes; Salmonidae. Gene Ontology annotation, cellular component: transcription regulator complex; nucleus; aryl hydrocarbon receptor complex.